Molecule: messenger RNA, 1915 nt
Organism: Somion occarium
Lineage: Eukaryota; Fungi; Basidiomycota; Agaricomycetes; Polyporales; Cerrenaceae
Source: the annotation of a GenBank genome assembly
GAUCUCGAUGAACGUUCCCCGCCAAGCUGCGGAUGCGGAUACCCUCACUGUCCCUCAGUGUUCAUGAAUGUUCAAACGUUCAGCCCUCAUUCGAGAAUAGAUGAAUAUGAAUAUGAAUACAUGUCAGAGAUAUACUCACAAUUUUCUAACAUAUAGGUUGGCCGAUGCUCCUUAAAAUGGCUGUUGACCAGCGUUUAGCGACACAGAUUCGUUCGACGAUAUUUACUCGAUGAUACUACUCAAAUGUAAGACGACAAGCGCUGCCGUAUACCUUUGACCUGAAUGAUGAAAGGGCUGCUGGUAGCCCUCUCAAGGCGUGGGUUUGCUCGCAGACAAUGCAAGUAUACCGGCGUGCAGUUCCAAACGUCAUCUCUGGCGUCAGCGUCCUGCCACAUAAUGUUGGCAUCCUGGUACAAACUAAGUAUCCCUGAUCAACGGUCUACCCAUUCUGGUUCUCACCUUUUUAACUUAUCAGAAUGUGUAUCUGAUAGCGUGUUGCCUCUGCGACGUUGAUUACUGCAUUCAUUACUUGCUUUUCAAUAGAUUGGAACCGCAGCUGGCACUUCUUCCCCAUUCAAGGUCAGAGCGCUCCUGUUCGAUGAAAAACAUGCCCUCAACACGUUUCGAAACUCGCUAGCUUCUCGUCCACGUAGGUUAACCCAGGUAGGUUCUCCUAGGCGAUCCACUACGAUAGGAUAUCAAGCAUUGCACCCGCGAGGCACACACCUAUACAUUUCCUCGCAGAACUUCUGAAGGUUUAAUACAACUUUUCAAACUAAAAAAUUGUCAUCGAUGGUGAAUCGCCCUCCGACGAAGCUCCGGUUUACCUUCCGGUCAUCUCAUCGUCAUGUUUUGAUAACCAGGCAGAAUAGCACGGUAUAAAGCUUCAUUCCGAACUUUCUACUAACCAUACGCCCCAGAUACCACCAUGAGCCUGACGGACAAGACCUUUACCAUCUACACAUCCACAUCUCAGCCUCGCAAGGUCCUGAGGAACCCAACUCAGAUUGUUCUGACGGUGACACCUCGCAGUCAAAAGGACUUAUUCGUGUCUCAAACCCCCGUUGCGUGGAAAGUACUCGAGUUCUCUCCACGUAGCGAUACCCCUCGUACUAUAACUUGGAAUGCCGACCCCGCUUUUUCGGUCAUUGGAGGUGGUGGACAGAGCAUCGCCGUCCCCGUGGGUAACUCCAGUGUUCUGAGAUCUCAAGGAGGUGGUGUGUGGUGGGAUUCAACUCAGGGCCGGCGGGGUCAAAUCAUGGCUCGCAAUGAGACCCCCAUUCCUCAAUCAUUCUCUCUGGGAUCUGUUGAUGAGGAUGAUGAGUUCAGCGCCUUCGUCCGAUUUCCACCUACUCCACCUGGUGGCGCCAUCUCUAUUGACCCAGCUAUCAUGCUCCAGGCUUACACUGUCACAGGCUAUAAAGAGGGUCAAUCCUUGUCCCAGGUCGACAGCAAUUCUUUCAUCUUCCGCAAAUACGAUGGCAGCCCGCUCCCUGUUGAUUUGAGCACGCUCCAAAAUGGGACAUCUUUCUUGCUCAGCUCUGAGCCCUCUGGUCGACUUGUACUCGAGUGAAUCGUUCUGAUGUCAUACUUCUGGAAUUUACACUGACCGUACAUUGUACAAUAUUUCUGGUGACUCACAUAUAUAUCUGAAGACUUGAUUGAUACUUCAGAGUGAAACUACUGACUAGAAUGGGGUUUGUUUUGACACUUCUGUAGCAUAUGAUCAUGCCAGCUUUAUGCUGAAUGCAAUGGGUGAUCCGUGGACAAUACAUAAUAAACAUCACUGAACCAUGACAGAACGUUUGUUAACAGUGUCCUUUAUCACUUCCGAAAAAGUCCAUACGGAAGAGCCCAUGAAACUCAGGCGUAUAUAAAGAUAGAAUCCUCGGCAGGUGUCAAAAGUGGGGAUAAA